Molecule: messenger RNA, 1734 nt
Organism: Vombatus ursinus (common wombat)
Lineage: Eukaryota; Metazoa; Chordata; Mammalia; Diprotodontia; Vombatidae
Product: hexosaminidase D-like
Exons: 12
Coding region: 134-1687 (517 amino acids)
Biological process (GO): carbohydrate metabolic process
Molecular function (GO): hexosaminidase activity
Source: RefSeq, a predicted model, not a curated record
GCCAACAUCAGGCAGUUCCUGGGGUGAAGCAGGGGGUGGCCAGCCAUCUCCUGAACCAGUUGGGGAGAACACUCUGGGGUCUUGGUCCCAGAGGUUGACUGGGGAGGUUCCUCGAAGAGAAGAAACAGAAGUGAUGAAGGUUGUCCACCUGGACAUGAAGGGGGCUGCUCCCAGGGUAUCUUAUCUGGAACAGCUGUUUCCACUUCUGUCCCAGCUCGGGGCAGAUGCUGUGCUGAUCGAAUAUGAGGACAUGUUCCCUUUCCAUGGGGAACUUGAAUUGUUACGUUCUCCCCACUCCUACAGUAAGCAUGACAUUGAGCGGAUCCAGCAAUUGGCAACACAGAACCACCUGGAGGUGAUUCCGCUGGUGCAGACAUUUGGCCACUUUGAGUUUGUGCUGAAGCAUGAGAAGUUCUGGCUUUUGCGGGAGGUGGAUCGUUAUCCCAGCACCCUGAAUCCCCAUGCGGUUGGGGCAAUGCCACUGCUCCGGGCCAUCCUGGGCCAGGUCCUAGACCAGCAUCCACACGCCCGCUGGCUACAUGUGGGAGCUGAUGAGGUGUUCCACCUGGGUGAGGGUGCAGACUCCCGUGCCUGGCUACUCCGCCAUGGGGAAGAUGUUGGUCACAUGUACUUGAACCAUGUUCGAGAGGUCGUGACCUUCAUGAGCUGGCGCCACCCAGGGCUUCGACUGCUACUUUGGGAUGAUGUGCUUCGAAGACUCCCACCCCAGGCCGUCCAAGAAUCGGGGAUCCCUCAGCUUGCAGACCCUAUGAUAUGGUUCUACGACCCUGACUUGGACACUGACCAGAUUGGACGGAUCAUUGCUAAAUAUGCAGAAAGUGGCUUUCGAGGUGUGUGGUUUGCCAGCUCCUUCAAAGGUUCCACAGGCCCAGCCCAAAUGUGGACCCCUCUUAGCCAUCACCUGAGCAACCAACUGUCAUGGCUCCGUGUGCUCCGAGCCCUGCAGGCUGCAUCUACUGGCCCCCACGUUCGGGAUGCCCGCCCUAUCCACUGCCGGGGCAUCGUUCUGACCGGUUGGCAGAGGUAUGACCACUAUUCGGUGCUGUGUGAGCUGCUCCCUGUGGCUAUUCCUUCCUUGGCCAUCUGUCUGCAGACCCUAGUUGCUGGAGAAUUCACAGAGGUGACCAAGAAGACAGUCAUGGAGCUACUGGGGUUUCAGACUAUCAACCUGGAGUCCAGCACCUGCCAAGGAGAUGGUAUGUUUCCUGGGGCUGAGGUCUAUCACCUGGUGGAACAAGUCAAGGAUCUGAAGGAGACUGGGCUGAAGGCUCUAGAGGAGGACAGCACAGCUCAGGGCUGGUUUAGCCCUUACCAUCGUAAAAAUCGGUUUGGGAAUCCGCAGAAUCUGGAGGUCUUUGGCCGAAAACUGACCAAGGUGUCUGAGGCCUGGGAGAGCCUGCUGCCGACCUUACAGAUGCAUUUGGGUGUUGUGUUCGACUCUAAUACUGUGGAUGAGUGGUUGGAGGAGUAUGUCUUGCCAGAGCUGGAACCCUUGAGGGCUAUGGUGCGGGAUUACCAGGAUCUCCUCCAGCUGAAAGGGAAACCAGGAGGGGCCCGGCCUGGAGAGGUUGUGCUGAACCCCCAAGUCAUUCCUACCCCAGGCCCUGGCUUCCAGGGGCUCCGUUCCAGGAGGGACAGUCCAGGGGAUGGCUCAUUUCGGGGCUGAGGUCCAUGGUGGUGGUGGGCUCUCUCUGAGGGAGGUGGAUGUGUAAA